CAUUCGCAGUGAAGAUGGCGAACUGGUGUGUACGUGCGGUCAGACAGAGCUAUACUAUUAUAGCAUCCCCUACACUUGUAAGGGCUACCCCACGUCUCCUUUGUACAGCAGCACAACAGAAAAGUUCAGGGAUUGGAACUGAACAGGAGAAUGGGGCUCAGAAGCCAGAGCCCAGUGAGGCAGAAAAAGCCUUGACAGAAGAAAAGACACAACUGGAAGAACAGCUGAAAGAUGUUACGGAUAGAUACAAGCGGGCACUAGCAGACACAGAGAACCUUAGGCAACGGAGUCAAAAGAUGAUUGACGAUGCUAAACUAUAUGGAAUCCAGGGCUUCUGCAAAGAUCUGUUAGAAGUAGCAGACAUCUUGGAGAAGGCAACAGAAAGUGUACCUAAAUCAGAAGUAACGGCUGCAAAUCCUCACCUGAAAAAUCUAUAUGAUGGCCUUGUAAUGACUGAGGUGCAGAUCCGAAAGGUCUUCAGCAAACAUGGUCUUAUUAAGCUUAACCCUGAUGGUCAGAAAUUUGAUCCUUAUGAGCAUGAGGCUGUCUUUCAUGCACCUGUGGAUGGAAAGGAGCCAGGUACCAUAGCCAUGGUUACUAAAGUGGGCUACAAGCUGCAUGGGCGCACCCUGCGGCCAGCUCUGGUGGGUGUGGUCAAAGCCCCCUAACUGGUUAUAUACACAAUGUUUGUAAUAGGUUAUUGCCUGAAAAACAGAUCGGCUCUUGCAAGUUAGCUGGUCUAAGUUCCAUCUCUUUUGCUAAAGGUGCCUCUGAGAGGCAAAAUCUUAUGUAGUGAUAAUAUCGAUAUGGAGUAAUGUAUUGAUAAUUCUUAAUAAAAAUUUUUUUUUAAAAUAUUACUUGGGUAUAUUUUAAGAGCUUAGUAAGUGUGUGUGUGGUAGAGGAUACACUAAAUCUUUAAUUAGCUGCAUCAAUUUUCUUUCGGGGAUCAGCAUCAUUCCAGGGGCUCUUGAGAUUUAACAAGUCAAUGUACUGCAGCUUAUAACACAGUGUAUUAAACACAGUUACCCAUAUUUGCUCUUAAAAUAAAUACCAAAAUCAUUUACAGUUCAUCACCACCAUGUACCGUGUCAUUUAUGGAUGCAGUCAACAGAUUCCAGAUGUUUGUUUUCAGUGUUAUGCAGGUUUUUUAUAUCGACAAAAAUUGUGAAUAACUACUGACUGCCCUCAGGUCAAUAAUAAGAUUCUGGGAAGAUUUGAAGGGAGGAGGGCUGUCUUUGUAAUGCUGAUAGGCCUGUGCUUUAUAAAGUCAUAUGCAAAGCUGUUUGUAAUAUGAAUGCACUGAUGGUGAGCUGACAUAAAAAUAUGAACAUUAGAUUUUGAGGUAAAGCAUUUCUUUACACCUGUAUUCAGUUUAUCCAUCUGCAGAAGUAAACAGAAUCUGUCCAAUAAAGCUGUACCUCUUUUCAAAUAUAGUG
This is a messenger RNA of Myxocyprinus asiaticus (Chinese sucker), 1436 nucleotides long. Its product is annotated as grpE protein homolog 1, mitochondrial-like. Gene Ontology annotation, molecular function: adenyl-nucleotide exchange factor activity; protein homodimerization activity; protein-folding chaperone binding. Gene Ontology annotation, cellular component: PAM complex, Tim23 associated import motor. Gene Ontology annotation, biological process: protein folding; protein import into mitochondrial matrix. The record is from RefSeq and is a predicted model, not a curated record. NCBI's taxonomy places the organism in Eukaryota, Metazoa, Chordata, Actinopteri, Cypriniformes, Catostomidae. The coding region runs from base 15 to 668 and encodes 217 amino acids. The transcript is spliced from 4 exons.